GGCCGUCUGAUCGCUUUCCCAAACACGCUUCAGCACUGUGUUCAGCCCUUCGCCCUGGAGGACAAAACACGUCCUGGACAUAGGAGAUUUCUGGUGCUGUGGCUCGUAGAUCCGUAUUAUCGCGUGAUGUCGACGAGAAACGUUUCCCCGCAGAGGCAUGACUGGUGGCUGGAGGCGGGAUUGAACCAGGUGGGAGACAAAGUCUAUGGUCGGCUGCCCGUAGAGCUGGCGACAGAAUUAGGUGAAAUGAUUGGCGAGUGGCCAAUGGGAAUUGCUGAGGCUCAAGCUCUGCGUCUGGAGUUGAUGGAGGAGCGCACGAACCUGAUGGAUACGGUGUACGGGAACUUGGAAGUGUACAACUUUUGCGAGCACUAG
This is a messenger RNA of Mytilinidion resinicola, 375 nucleotides long. RefSeq lists its product as uncharacterized. The transcript has a single exon. The annotation marks the transcript as partial. NCBI's taxonomy places the organism in Eukaryota, Fungi, Ascomycota, Dothideomycetes, Mytilinidiales, Mytilinidiaceae. The record is from RefSeq and is a predicted model, not a curated record.